AUGGGCAAAUUAACGAGCACAAUCGGUAUUCCCAUCAAGUUGUUGAACGAAGCACAGGGCCAUGUUGUCACGCUAGAAAUCACGUCGGGACAAGUAUAUCGGGGAAAGCUACUUGAAGCCGAAGAUAACAUGAACGUCCAACUCAAAGAUAUUACAGUCACCGCGCGCGACGGCCGAGUCUCACAUCUCGAUCAGGUUUAUAUUCGUGGAAGUCAUGUGCGAUUCUUUAUCGUGCCGGAUAUGUUGAGGAACGCACCCAUGUUCCGUACUCGUGGACAGCGUGGUAGAGGUGUUGGUUUGGCUCGUGGUAAAGCCACCGUUAACAGAGCUCGGGGUCAACGACGGGGUUAA
Molecule: messenger RNA, 351 nt
Organism: Talaromyces marneffei
Lineage: Eukaryota; Fungi; Ascomycota; Eurotiomycetes; Eurotiales; Trichocomaceae
Exons: 4
Coding region: 1-351 (116 amino acids)
Biological process (GO): RNA processing; spliceosomal snRNP assembly
Cellular component (GO): SMN-Sm protein complex; U2 snRNP; catalytic step 2 spliceosome
Molecular function (GO): RNA binding
Source: RefSeq, a predicted model, not a curated record